GAAGAGGAAGAACGUCUUCUCGUCAUAUUUGUGUCUAAAAUGUGGAAUUCGGAAGCAAUUACCUCUCUUUUAGAGAAAGUACGGCAAGAAAAUGUCCUUUGGAAUAUAAAACAUCCAUAUUACCACAAGAAAACGCUGAAACGAACUCUGUUUGACAAGAUAUGUGUAGAGCUGAAAACAGAGUAUCCUCAACUUGAAAUUACAACAGUUGAAGUAAUGGACAAAUUCAAUGACCUCCGCGGCCAAUAUCAGAAAUGUUUACGGAAAAUCAGGAAUGCUCCAAGUGGUUCCGCGGCAACAACUCCUAUUAAGUGGGAGCAUUAUAAGACAUGCUCAUUCAUGCAAUCUGCAUAUGAUUUGGGCCCUACAGAAUCCAGUUUCAUACACCCUGAUGACUUGGAACCACAACAGAAGCAAGAGGUGUUGUAUGAGGGACCUAUAGAGGAUCUUGAGGAUUAUGAUAUAUCGGUAUCACCAACUUCAAUACCGUCAAAUCCAACAGCUUCCCCUCUGCCUGAUAUUAAUGAAGAGAUCAUCAGAGAAAUACCUGAUCAGUCCAAUACCAGUUAUACAAAAAACUCACAAGUGGUAAAAAAGAAGAGGAAAAUGAACAAGAGUGAUGCAGUGGAAGAAGGAAUGUUGAAGACCAUUGACAACUUGCAGGCAGUUUGUGCAGAGCAGGCCAGGAAAAAUACACGCCAUGACAUGGUUACUGAGUCUGUGAUGGCUGCCAUGAAGUUUUUCAGCAGUUAUGAAGAGGUUAAAAUGGACUUUACAGUACAGGUGAUGGAGCUUAUUGCAGCAAAAACCAGAGAGUGUCAAGCCAUAGAAAAGAAAAGGCAAGGCAAUAAUUAAGAUCACUGAAAUAUCAUGAAGUGCAAUAAAUGUUUUCAAACUGUGAUUUAUGCCAAUGAUUUAAUUUGUAUAUAGUCAUAUUAAGUCCUCUUUUAUUUUAUGCUGGUCAUGUUCUAGUUUUCUACUUUUAUUUU
This is a messenger RNA of Penaeus monodon (black tiger shrimp), 989 nucleotides long. RefSeq lists its product as uncharacterized. NCBI's taxonomy places the organism in Eukaryota, Metazoa, Arthropoda, Malacostraca, Decapoda, Penaeidae. The transcript is spliced from 3 exons. The record is from RefSeq and is a predicted model, not a curated record. The coding region runs from base 40 to 855 and encodes 271 amino acids.